Molecule: messenger RNA, 435 nt
Organism: Clonostachys byssicola
Lineage: Eukaryota; Fungi; Ascomycota; Sordariomycetes; Hypocreales; Bionectriaceae
Source: the annotation of a GenBank genome assembly
AUGUAUACUGGAGAUUUCUCCUUCCUUCAUCCCUCCAGGCUCUAUUUUGAGCAGUCCAACUCGUUGAUACCUCUGGGCACUACCUUCAACAAGUCUCAGUACGAUCCAUAUCUCCUCGUCUCUUUCACUUUCAUAAACUCCCCUCCGAAGCACUGCUUGGAUGGCAGCCAGGCCAGGCCCAGAGUGUUGGAUGCCUUCAGUAUCAGGGAUUUCCUCCGUGUUCAUCAGAGAGAUCAUUACCUCUCCAUGAACGGAGUAACUAAUCGAGAUACUACACUCAGCGUCGAGAACCACGGCAAGGUCAUACGUCGCCAUGGCUUCGUCGACGACGACUUGUGCCCCUAUGAUCGACGCCCAGGACCAGUUAUUGCACUUCUCCUCUCCCAAAUCAAAUCUCGUAACAGCCCCGUCCGCCACAUGCCUGCUAGAUACUGA